ACUUCAGGUCCAAUUUUUUUUUCGUGUUAUGUGCCAAGCACCUCUGAGACGAGUACCCCUUGGCAGUUAUAACUUCUCACACCAAUCAGCGACCACUCCCAUGAAGCGCUUUUGAUGCCAUUAUGAUUAUCCUCACUGCUUUCAAGACGGCGGUGCAAAGAUUGUUGCCAAGGACUAAUCAAUAUGAAUGACAGGCCUUCAUGAUUUGCACAGGGUAUGUAGUAAGGAACUCAUUCAUCUUUUCCGAGUUUCCUCCAAAACGUACACCCUUUUUCUUUUCUCCGUGACAUACUCUAUGCGUCUCGUUCAGCUGGAAGGGCGCAGGAUCGCCCGUUUUCUGCAACGGCGCGAUUCUAGCACUAGCACUUCCCUUACACCUUCUGCACCUUCAAGUUCACCUGCUAUCCCUGAAGGACCUGAGUUGACACUUUCACCAACAACAACGCCCGUAGGCACUUCAAAGGGUUUCCCUGCUUCAAGUCAAACUCUUGCCAUUGCACUUUCAAUCAUUGGGUUUAUCGUCCUCGGCAUCGCGUUCUGGCGCAUACGAAUGCGAAGAAUGAAAUCCGUUAAGGCUGCCGCCAACGUUGCUGAUGAAGGAGAUAUAGAACGACAGAAAGACAAAUGGCUUGCACCGUCUGCAACUGCUCCCCUAGCUCUUAACACCGUCGUGGCACCUGCCGGUGUUGGCUGGGCACCCCAGUUUCGCUCGAUCAGCGGUCCUGAGUAUGUAAGAGAAGCUGCCAAAGAGUCUAAAUCUCCCCCUCCCAAGCGCUCGCGUUCUCCGCUGCCAUCUCUCGUCUCUAAACCAUCUCAAGAUCCCUUUGCUGACCCCCGACCCACGUCUGCUCCUCCAAAUUCACCCGGGAUUCGCGAAGCGGACCACGCCAUCUCCUCUCCGUUAUCCCCUCAACCCUAUGCUCUUUCCGUCAGUGGAUAUCAGGUUAGAGGUCUCUGGACGAAGGAACAGGGAACACGGGAUUGGGAUGUUUGAGUUACUGCAACUUUUGAAUGACCAUGAUGAUUCAGGACAGAACUGCUUACGAUACCACAGAUUCAGCGAGAUCCCACUACAGUCCACUAGGUACAAGCUCUGGUUCUAGGUAUUAGGUAUUUCCCUUUUUUAAUUUUUCGGAGACAUGGAAACCUCACCGCAUAAGCUCAUGGCAAUGCGUAUCCCACUCCUUUUUACAUAAAGCCUUGAUUUAUUAAGUUAUAUAUAUGAUUGAUCCGCUCCGCGUUAUUGCUACCAAGCAAAUUCAGCAAUCUCGUUGUCGAUACCACUGCUCCCUCCUAUUCCAGCGCUGCACAAGCCAUGUGCACUCAAUAAGCACCUCCACCGCAUCUCUAAAUCACCCAUAGCGCGUUGCCUGCAUUGUAACGCACAAACGCUUCCCAUCGUCACUACUCGAUUGAGAAAUGGAGGAUAGACAGCAAUCACCAGGCCACCACGUCUUGAUUCAUCGUCUCAUU
Suillus bovinus is the source of this 1473-nucleotide messenger RNA. RefSeq lists its product as uncharacterized. The record is from RefSeq and is a predicted model, not a curated record. NCBI's taxonomy places the organism in Eukaryota, Fungi, Basidiomycota, Agaricomycetes, Boletales, Suillaceae. The transcript is spliced from 2 exons. Bases 188 to 994 code for a protein of 268 amino acids.